Ornithodoros turicata is the source of this 1663-nucleotide messenger RNA. RefSeq names its product ribosomal oxygenase 2-like. Gene Ontology annotation, molecular function: histone H3K4 demethylase activity; histone H3K36 demethylase activity. Lineage: Eukaryota; Metazoa; Arthropoda; Arachnida; Ixodida; Argasidae. The record is from RefSeq and is a predicted model, not a curated record. Gene Ontology annotation, cellular component: nucleolus. The transcript is spliced from 9 exons. Bases 116 to 1507 code for a protein of 463 amino acids.
GACGAGUCUGGCAACGUUGGUAAGCAAACCGUAACCCGUAACCGGGUAAUCCGUAAAUUUCCGAAAGUUCUUGACUUGAACACGUGAGUGGUCACGGACGAAAUUUGUCGGUAACAUGUCGGGUAAACGGGAGAAUAUGUCAGGAAUCCCGUGCGGCAAACGGCAAAAGGUCUCGUCGCGGGAAAGAAAAACUGCAGCGGAAGGAAUAAAGAGGCACUUCAAAACUUCAUUACAGUUUAUGAAGUUUCUGCUGAGCCCAAUUAAGUUUGAAGCCUUCAAGAAGGAGUACUGGGAACAGAAACCACUGGUUCUUCAGAACAGAGAUGGUCCCAGCACGUUUUAUCCCGUAUGCUUCACAAAGGGCAUGUUUUUCCCUCUGACAAACGCAAUGGAAAUUCUGUUUGAGAGGGACAUUGCAGCAUGCAAGUACGUUGACGGAAAGAGGACAAACUUUGAGCAGAAAGGGCGUGCAACAGUGAAGAAGCUUGAGCAGCUGCUUAAGGAAAAGGGGGCCACACUGCAGGUCCAUCAGCCUCAACGGUGGAUAGAUGGCCUUUGGGAAGCACUGGAACAGAUGGAAUGCCUCUUUGGCUGCUUAGUGGGUUGCAACGCGUACAUUACACCCCCCAGGUCGCAAGGUCUCGCCCCCCACCACGAUGACGUUGAGGUGUUUGUGCUACAGCUCGAAGGGGUAAAAAGCUGGAAGUUGUACAAACCUCCCUCUGAACUGCCACGGACGUACAGCAAAGAUUUUAGUCAGGACGAAAUAGGGUCUCCUACCCACGAGUUUACGCUGCAGCCAGGUGACUUGCUUUACAUGCCGCGCGGAACCAUCCACCAAGCCCACACGCCAGACGACUCGGACUCCCAUUCGACGCACAUCACCAUAAGCACCUAUCAGGCCCACUCUGUAGGUGAAUACCUCAAGUCUGUUUUACCAGACCUAGUAGAGCAGGUUAUGGACUCCACAGUCGAACUGAGAAGAGGCCUGCCACUUGGAUUCUUUCCAGCUUGUAGGAUGGGAAAGUCAACAAUUGAAUCAGCAGUCGAGCACUUUCAAGAGCAGUUGAAGAACCUCUCGGGCGCUAUUCCUCGACCGCACGAUCUUGUCCGUGACUUCAUGUUGACGCGGCUGCCUCCAUUUCGCCUUGAACGAGGGUUGCUUUCGGAGACUCCGGAUGGAGAACCUCCCACACUGAACAGCUGCGUCACGUUGACGUUUCCGAGCCAUGUGACGUACCUGCUUGACGAAUCUGGUGAUGAGAGGGAAGCUCUACUGCUCACCUCAGUUCACAAUGACAGAGAAACUCACAUGAUGCUUUCUGACGAGCAUGACGAAAAUGAGACGGGCAUUGUGAGGUUUCCCGAGCACUUCCUGCCCGCGUUGAAGCAGAUUUGUAGAAGACGUGAUUUCAUCAAAGGGGAAGAAUUGGAUCUCCCAAAGGAUGAAGAAAAGACAGUCUUCCUAACCACUCUCUGGUCCUUGCAUCUGCUAACGGUCCAGUGAACAUCCCCAAGAAUGAGGUUUUACAUUAAUGGAUUCAUUUGCGACUUGCAAUUGCUUGUCAUUUUUUUCUUUUUCCUGUUUCAUAAAUGCCUCUGAUGAUCUCAGAGACCAUUGUUUAAGGUCGGUAUGUAUGGAGUAAAUUGUUACACAUUAUGA